GUUGCAGUCAAACAGAUGGAACUCAUCGGGAUCCCUAUAAUCGUCAUCAUAGGACUGAUCGGGAACGCUUUGUCGGCAGUGACGUUCCUCAACAAGAAGAUGCGCGUGAUGUCUUGCUCGCUGUAUCUGGCGGCUCGUGCCGUGACGGACUCGGGUUUCCUCAUCUGCCUCUUUGUCAUAUGGCUUCAGUACGUCGGCGUUCCGAUCAUCCACACCCACGGCGUCUGUCAGGCAGAAAUCUUCUUCAGCUACCUUUGUGGCUUCCUUUCAGUUUGGUUCAUCGUCUGGGUGACUGUUGAGAACUAUUAUCGAAUCUGUCAACCGUUCAAAGUAUCCCUGUUCUGCACUCCGAAGAAGGCGUUGUUUAGAAUUUUAAUCACCACAGUCAUCGGUUGUAUGAUCUAUAGCGUCUCCACCUGGAUUAAUGGCAUCGUCUCAAGAGGUCGGAAGUCCGUCUGUUUUAUUAAAAUGGAGUAUAAAACCAUCAGUACAGUCCUCAUUUACGGAGACUGUUUCAUCACACUCAUUCUCCCCUGUGCCAUUAUUCUGAUCGUUACAUCUCGGAUUAUUUUCAACAUCUUAAAAACUUACCGGAAGCGUGCACCUGCCAGGCACAGAGGCAGCUUUCGACUCAAAGCCACAGUCAGCAAAAUGCUACUGUGGGUGUCAUUGGUCUUUCUGAUCCUCAAUUUACCCAGCCAUUCCGUCAGGCUCCGCGCUUUGUUCGAAAUGAUGACGAAGCAAACGACAAAACCGACACCAUUACUGUUCGUUCUGCAGAGAGUUCUCCAAAUGAUUUUCUACAUGAGUUUUUCCAUCAAUUUUUUCAUCUAUGUCUCGUUGGGUCCAUCUUUUCGGAGGAACUUUCUGAGAAUAACGGGAAUAUCUCGUUCGAGAAACGGAAAUCAGCCGGAGAUAAACGCCUACGAGGACAAACUUUGCAAUGGCAAUGCUCCGGAUCUUCUUCUCCCCGAUGAAAAAGCGAACAUCAUUUCUAAAGAGCAAACAUUCUGAUGUGAUGCAUUGUUUCCUUAGUUUGUAAUACCUGUAAUAACUAAUUUGUUUCAAAGCCCAAUAAAGCAUCUUUAGGUAUGAUCCAAAAGG
Messenger RNA from Liolophura sinensis, 1104 nucleotides. RefSeq names its product neuromedin-U receptor 2-like. The transcript has a single exon. The record is from RefSeq and is a predicted model, not a curated record. Gene Ontology annotation, molecular function: G protein-coupled receptor activity. The coding region runs from base 16 to 1014 and encodes 332 amino acids. Lineage: Eukaryota; Metazoa; Mollusca; Polyplacophora; Chitonida; Chitonidae. Gene Ontology annotation, cellular component: plasma membrane. Gene Ontology annotation, biological process: G protein-coupled receptor signaling pathway.